Dermatophagoides farinae (American house dust mite) is the source of this 5983-nucleotide messenger RNA. RefSeq names its product Rho guanine nucleotide exchange factor at 64C (gene RhoGEF64C). The record is from RefSeq and is a predicted model, not a curated record. Gene Ontology annotation, molecular function: guanyl-nucleotide exchange factor activity. Lineage: Eukaryota; Metazoa; Arthropoda; Arachnida; Sarcoptiformes; Pyroglyphidae. Gene Ontology annotation, biological process: positive regulation of Rho protein signal transduction.
CGUGUCUGCGUAUUUGGCUACAACCAGCACAAAAAUCAAUUCGAUGUGCACUGAUUGAUUGAUUGUAUUUUGAUCAACCAAAAGAAAAGAAAAAAACGUGACAAAGAUGUUUUCACUUUAUCACAAUUGAUGAUGAUGAUGAUGAUGAUGAUGACCAUGCUCUCAACAUUUUAUGAAUGUUCAUUUGUGCUGACAUAAAUAUUGAUCAAGCUACAUUUGCAAACAUUCGAUCAUAUCCAAUCUUUACUUCCGAUUUGUUAUCUAUGAAUAUCGUCGUUUGUUAAACAUACACACACACACAUAAUAAUAACAAAUAACCGACAAUCAAUUCACAAUUCAAUUAGGACGACGACGACUUUUCAAAUAUUGUAAUUCUAAUUUUGGAAAUUUUAUUCAAAUCCAACACAUAAUGGAUGUCUUGUUAUCGAUCGUUAUUGAUCAAUCGAUUUUUUCUUUUUGGUGAACGGUAAUGGUUGAUGGUUGAUGGUGGAGGUGGACAAUAAAUAAGCGCCCAAUUAUUCACAAUGAAUUCAUAUAUCCUGUUUUGGUUCUUUUCGACUAUUUCAUCAAUUGAAUGUGAACAAAAACAAACUGAUUAUCAUCAAUUGCCCUAUCACCAAAAUAAUGGGCGCAUCAUUUAUUCAUCAUUCAUUCAAACAGGACAAUCAGAUCGAAUUGUCGCACCAAUUUAUCAACAAUCUUGAUGACAUAUAAUCAAAAAUACAAACAUCGAACAAAACAAACGGUACUACCGUACAAUGAUCAACUGUGUUGGUUUAUACAAUACGAGACUAUAUUACAUUUCUCUUCUUUACUGUGAUCGAUAAUGGAAAAAAAACUAAAUCAGUUAACAACGACAACAACAACAACGAAUAUUCAAUCACUUCGAUUGCAUGGAAAUCCAAUGGUUAUUGACCAAAAUGCAGCUGCAUAUCUUGCAUAUAAUCAUCAUCAUCAUUUUAAUACAGUUCGUGCGGCCAGAUUAAAAUCAAUACAUGGCCAUCAGAAUCAACAUCUACAUUCUAUGAUUCAACGACAACAGCCACCGGCUUCGUCAUCAUCUACAUUGAAUGGUCUGUUCACUUGGAAACGUAAAUUAAAAACGAAUAAAACGAUUGGAAAUAACGGCACUGGUACUGUGAGUGGUGAUCGAACAUUGAUAGCUCGUCAUACAAAUUAUCGUCAUGCUCAACAUGUCGUAUCGACCGUACCAAAUACAUCGUCAUCGCGAUCGAUGGCCACGGUUCCGCCUUCAUUGGCCCGAUUAUUUGUUCGUGAUGCUGGCAGUCCACAACGUAGUUCAUCAUCAUCACAUCCCUCGGACAGUAUGUGCGUUUGUCGUGGCCUAACUGGAUCGACUUUUAUGGCUCCUUCAUAUUUUGAUGAUGAUGAUAGUCAACUGAUCGCACCAUCAAAAGGAAAACAUUCCAGUGUUCUUUCCAUGUCGAAUGAUUCAUUAUUAGUGGCCAAUUCGAAUCAACAACUUACAAAUACGAAACAUCAUCCUACAUCGGUGGCUAUGGGCAAGCAUUUCCAUACCAUCAACGAACGUCGACUAACAAAUGCAUCAAAAUCGUUGGACAGAAUCGCUUCACAGUCAUCAGUUUCGCAAAACAAACAAUCAAACCAAUCCAUUAAUCAAUCAAUAGGUCAUAGUGGCAGUAAUAAUCGACGAUCCAUUCUAGAAUGCAAUGUCAAUCCAUACGAGCUUGUAAUGACGAAUGGUUCCAAUCAUGAACCGGAUGUCUCAUCCACAGCCAAAUUAAGCAAACGUAAUAAGCCUAAAUGGAAAUCGACCACCGUGACUGUCAAGUCUAGUCAUCCUAUGUGGGCCAACCACACCAUCAAUAAUAAUCAUAAAACCACCAACAUGUUCGAUGCAUGUCUCGAUUGUAAGGAUAAAAAAUCGACAAACCGUUUAAUUCGUAACCUCUUCUCCAAAGCAAACAGCAUUAGAAUCGCAGGCCAAACCGUCUAUUCUGCCAUACAAUUUGCUGAUUGUCCUCAUCGUCAACUGUCAGGUUUAUUUGAUCAGGAAACCAAUUUACAGCAUCUACUACCGACAAAUCCAUUGCAUCGUACACGAUCUAGUGGUUCACUAUCUUCAUCCUGGUCGUUUGAUUCCAAUUCUCAAUCUAAUUCGGAUUCAUCACUCAAUCGAACGUCGAAUGCAUCACGACAACGUCAUGAUGUUGAUCAACGUAUUCUCACACUGAUUGAUGAACCAGAACCAGAUUAUGAUGUGGAAGAUAAUAAUAGCCAUGUCUGUCAUGUGGAACAUACAGAUCAACAAUUAAAAAAUUCGAAUGAUAUAAAAGUCGAUUUGCCUCGCAAAAAGUCGCCAACAAAUUCGAUAAAACGUCCAAAGAACACCCCACCACCACCACCACCUCCUCCGCCACCCGAAUUGUUUAGCACGCCAUUACCAAAGUUAACAAAUUGCCCACCAUCCAAAAAUGAAAGUGAGAACCAACAAUCGAACAUCAAAUCAUCCAAGUCAAAUAGCCAGGAGGGUAAAUCCUAUCAGAAUGAAUUGAAAGAACGAUUGAACCAAGGUGUGAAAUCAAUCUUGAAAAAGACCAAUUUCUACUCACAACAUUCAUCAUCGUUGAACGAAAUGGUGUUGGCCGUCGCUGUUGAUGAUAACAGUGAGACCGAUGAUGUAUCGUUCAGAAAAAAACAUGUCCAUUUCCGUAUGAAACGUACAUCUCCAUCAUCGACUGUUGGAUCAGUCGGUUUGAAUCGUUCUCGAUCGGCUAGUCACAUAAUCACCGAGACCAUACAUGAAGAGGAUGAUGAACAUGGUGGCUACUAUGACGAUGUCUCCCAUUCACCCGACAUUGAUGAUUUGCCAUUAUUGACCACACGAUCUGUCGAUGACAUGACCGAUUUUGGUGAAAAGAAUUCAACGGAUUUUGCUAACGGAUGUACUGAACCAUUGGAUUCAUCUUCAUCAAUCCAGAAUCAAGAUGAAGAUAUUAUUGAUGAAACUGGAAACGAAUCGCUAUUAUUGGCUGGAAAAGAGAAUAACCAUUCAUCAUUGCCGGAAACUAAUUCACCUUCACCACCACCAGUACCAGCUCGCCGUUAUCAACAGUCAAAUGAUGAUGGCAAUGGAAAAUCGACUCCUGCUAAGCUUUCAACAAUAAUGAAUAGUCCGAAAUUUCAUUCAACUGGUAGCGUACGAUCAUUGUUAGCUAAAAAAUGGAAUUUUUCCAACAGUACGGCAGCAACAAUCAAACGAUCGCCAAAUCAUUCACUAGGACGACGAUUGAAUUUUUCGAAUUUGUCUACUAAUCAACAUGACGAUAGCCUGAGCGAUUCACAGAAUGAUGAUCCAAAAAGUAUAACUAGUUCGAUGAAAAGUACAGAUUCGGGAUGUUCAUCUUUAUUUGAAACGUCUACAUCUCGAGAUGAUGAUGACUUGACCGAAAUAACAGAAUCUAAUCCGAUCAUAAAAUCCGAAGAUCAAGGGAAUUGUCGUAGCGAACGUUCAGUCAAUCGCAAGUCUGAAGUCGAUGAUCAUAUCUACGAGGAACUGGACUAUUGUUACAUCGAUUCUAAAGCAAUCAACAAUGCAUCUAUAGCCAAAAAUGAUAACAAAACAAAACGAUUGUUUAUGGGUACUCGUGAUGAAAUUUUAGACUAUCUGAAUGGUGCUCGUCAACGUUUUGAUGUUGACGACAAUAAUAAACUUGAUUUUGAUAGCGACCAUAUUGGCUCAUCAACAUCAACCAACAAUCAGAUAACUGCUGAGGAUAUCGAAUCCGGAUAUCUGGGCAAUGAUGAUUCUGGCAACAGUUCGCUUUGUAUGGCCGAUGACUACCAAGAAAGUCUGGUUUAUUUCAUUAAGAAAAAAUCGUCCAUUAAUCCCGAUUUGUCUCCGGUGGUUGGGUCAUCAUCGGCAAGAAGAAAUCGUGUGAGUAACAUCAGCAAUUCAUCCAGUGAAUCAUCAGCUACUUCUGGUGUAUCAGUCUCUAAUCUUGCAAUGGAUGACAUGGAUGAUGAUGGAAUUACUACAAGUAGCUCAAGUCUUGGUUCUAGUGCCAAUUCAUCCGGUUAUUACGUGGUUGCUAAUCGUAUCGGACCGACUGUAGAACGUAAUGAUUCUGGUGUCGGCCAUGAAAUCGGCUGCCGUACGACAGCCACCAAAACAAUCUAUGAUACGGCUCCUGGUGUGGAUGAUGACAAAAAGGAUCAUCGAAUUUGCCUGGAUUGUGAGCGACCGUCAGAGACGGGAACCAACCGUUCGCCAAUGACCAAUUCAAAUGGAUCAGCACCGCAUUAUUACCACACUUUCAGCUAUGUCUGUAAUACUUGUCAAAAACGACGUAAUGAACGUAAAGAGAUUAUUUCCGAAAUUGUCGACACAGAGCUUAAAUAUGGUCGUGAUCUGAGGAUAAUAUUGGAGGAAUUCGCGAAACCGAUCAGCGUGGCUGGCUUGCUUACACAGCAACAAGUGGAUGAUAUUUUUCUGAAUCUGGACGAAUUGAUUGAUUUGAAUUGCCAAUUGGCACAAAUACUACAAGAUGCUGUCGAUGUUGCCAUCGAACAAGGUGACGAGGAUCUGACCACAGUUAACAUUGGUCAUCUGUUUAAUGAAUGUCUGCUUGACAAGAUCGCUGUGUUUGAACGGUAUUGUAUCCGACAGGCAUCCGCUUCAUUGUUGUUGAACCAAUUGGAAAAAGAAAAAGAAUUGUUGCGAAUUUUUCUUCGAGUUUCACAAAUGGAAAAUGCUUUGUUACGUCGCAUGAACCUAAGGUCAUUCUUAGUGGUACCAGUUCAACGAGUUACCAAAUAUCCAUUGCUGUUAAAUCGAUUGGUGAAAGUAACUCCAUGCCAUUACGCUGAUUGUGAUUCAUUACGUGAGACACAGAUGAAAUUUGAAAUUCAUUUGGACAACAUCAAUCAAAAGACUAAAGGUUCAAUAGCCGCCACUACAUCACGAAUAUGGCGCCGCAUUUCGAACCUUUCAUCAACAUCGAUGCGUAUUCGAAGUAAUGAUGCCAAUCACAAUGUGAUAGAAGAUUUUGGUCAUGUUAAACUUAAAAAGACUUCAUUGGAGCUACUUAAGUGGCCUCAAGACGAAAGUCGUUUUGUAUUGAUUGGUCGAUUAUCAUUUAUUGUGGAACGAUCCGGAACAGCUGCAAAUUCUGAACAGCUAAAUGCAUCAUGCAAUACUGGUUUGACAAUCAUCAAUGGCUGCAGUUCACCACACGCUACUGUGCAUAAUUCCCUGUCCAAUUCAUCAACAUCAUCAUCGAAAAUCUGGUCUCGAACAUUGAAAUUUUCGACCGCUCAUGCAGUGCUUAUCGUAAGAUCCAGUCCUAAUCCCGGUUCAGAACCGGAAACGUUAAACGUGGAAACAUCAAUCAAUCAAACAUUGUUGGAUGUGGCCAUUAAUCAUUCAAAUGGAGAUUGUUUUGAUGGCAAUGAUUCACUUAGAUUUAAUUCGACUGCCCGACGAAGAUCCAGUUCAAAGAGUCCAAUGCGUGUUAGUGGUUCCAACUCUUUAAGUUUAAGCCAACAAUGUCCGAGCAAAUCAAAAACGAACAGCGAUCGUGAAGCCAUGUUAAUCUUGUUCAAAGAGAAAAAUGGUCGAUACACGCUGUGUCGAGAUGCUCUCAAUCUAGCCAUGUGUGUGAUAGCAAAAGCGACCGAUUUCGAUAAUGAAGGAUAUUUCGAGAUACACGAGCUCGAAUCACGUGAAUCGCUACUGUUAAAGGCUGAAACACAAUCCGAAAUGCGAGAAUGGCUUGAACAACUAAGAACACAAAGUCAAUGCCUUGGUCAAUGGCGUCGACGUCGUAAUGCAUUGCCUAACAUUAUGGUACUACGAAACAUGGAUACUGAUAUGAACCAUAAUAGCGAUGAAGAUGAUAACACAAGUCUAAACCAUUCCCAACAUGAACGUUUUCCAUCCAAUACAUUGUCUAGCUAGUCCAAACACACCCAUUUAGAAAAAAAACCCACCUCUUAAAUA